AUGCAGAUCUGGACGCCAUUCACUCUGGUCGCUUCUUUGGCGCUAGGCAGCAUCUUUAUGCCCAGUAUUCACGCAUUACCCGGCCCGAGCGUAGAAACGAAACAGGGCAUUGUCGCCGGCUUUCAAGAUGCAGCAGCACCAGGAGUCGCGCAGUUUUAUGGCAUUCCCUACGCUGAAGCGCCCAUCGGAGAGCGAAGAUGGCUUCCUGCCUCGCCCAAAGAGUCUUUCGGAACCUUGGAUGCGUCAGUGAGACGUCCGUCUUGUCCACAGACGGAUCCGCCUGGCACCGGAGGCGCGUGGGCUGCUGAGUUCUUGAUUCGGCCGAAUAGCACCAGCGAGGAUUGCUUGACACUUAAUAUAUGGACUCCGGUCAAUUCAUCCAAGGCUCUCCCGGUUGUUGUAUGGAUUCACGGCGGUGGAUUUGGUGCGGGAAGUAAUGAUAUUGCCUAUCAAACUCCCAUCCGAUGGGUUCAGAGAAGCCAGAAGCAUAUUGUUGUUGCCAUAAACUAUCGCGUCGGGCUUUGGGGUUUCCCAAACGCCGCAGGCCUUGAACAAACGCAACAGAAUCUAGGGCUUCUGGAUCAGCGAUUAGCCACGGAGUGGGUGCGAGAUAACAUUGCACAGUUUGGAGGUGACCCUGAGCACAUUAUUCUCUGGGGCCAGAGUGCUGGAGCCGGAUCAGUCUCGUACUAUCAAUACGCCUACCCCGACGAUCCCAUUGCCAUUGGCUUUAUCAAAAACUCGGGAUCACCCUUCAUCCCAAUCGGAAGUGACGAUGCAGUACACGGCAACUUCUCUUCCCUUGCAGCCGCAUUCGGAUGUCAAGAAGACGAGCUUGGCUGCUUGAGGGAGAUUCCCUUCCGGAAGAUACAAGAGUACCUCGAUCAAGCUGGCAAUUUGACAUUCAACGUUAUUGUGGACGAGAAGACCAAGUUUUCUGACUACGAGAACCGAACUUUGGACCGGAGAGUUGCUAAAGGUCCCUCAAUCGUUGGUUCGACUAGGGAUGAAUGGAACUUUGCCGGCAGCACUACCAUCCCUCCAACCAAUGGAUCCGACGUGGUUCCAGACAAUCUGUUCGGCUGCCCGGCGCAAUACGAGACCGGUCUGCGAAAUGUGGCUGGUCUCAAGACCUACCGCUACAUGUAUUCCUCCAACUUCACCAAUAUCAUGCCCGGAGGCCAGGGCGCAUUUCAUUCUGCAGAACUCCCGCUUAUCUUUGGAACACAUGAUAUUGCUCGUCAGAGUUCUACAGCGUUUGAGUAUGAAGUCAGCGAGGAGAUGCAGGACUUGUGGUUGUCAUUUGUACUCGAUCCUGAAGAUGGACCGGUUACUGAAGGUUGGGAAGCGACGCCGCUCGGAGGCCUUGAGACACUGCAAACAGGUAUUGACCUUGGGUACAAUGGCUCUGUUGUACAGCCGUUCUCUUGGAGUUCCUGGCAGACCGCAUGCGUCCACGGUGUUGUUGCCUGA
Messenger RNA from Colletotrichum abscissum, 1473 nucleotides. RefSeq lists its product as uncharacterized. The coding region runs from base 1 to 1473 and encodes 490 amino acids. NCBI's taxonomy places the organism in Eukaryota, Fungi, Ascomycota, Sordariomycetes, Glomerellales, Glomerellaceae. The record is from RefSeq and is a predicted model, not a curated record. The transcript is spliced from 4 exons.